Messenger RNA from Pomacea canaliculata, 1220 nucleotides. Its product is annotated as cornifelin-like. Lineage: Eukaryota; Metazoa; Mollusca; Gastropoda; Architaenioglossa; Ampullariidae. Bases 225 to 680 code for a protein of 151 amino acids. The record is from RefSeq and is a predicted model, not a curated record. The transcript has 3 exons.
CGUUGUCGAUCCUGAAGAGCAUGCAUUGGUGCAUUUGAACUAAAUGUCUAAAUAUAGCUACUGGUUGAUUUACAUUCAAUGAUAGUAAGCAGGCAGAAACAAUGUGUAAUAAUUUGCUACAAAGUGAAGCUGCGUAUCCCUUUCUUUUGAAUGUCCAGUUCUCUGCUUAUCAAAACAGUCUUCGCUCUUCUUCUUGAAAACUGAACAAAGAAAAUCUGACAAAAAUGGACGCCCCAACUGUACAAUACAUCCAGCCACCACCCGGCUAUCCUCAACAAUAUCAAAUGGGGUACGGUUACCCGGGUGUCAUCACUCAACCGCCACCCACUGUAAAUCAGACGACCGUCGUUGUCAACCAGUCCCCGGCCCUCUACAAGCCACCUCGUGAUUGGAGCACGGGUAUCUGUGGCUGUUUUGACGACAUUAAAGUGUGUUUGUGCGUCUUGUGCUGCGAGCCAUGCGCUGAGAUCAAGUUAUCCAUGGACAUGGGAGAGCACUACUGCGUGCCUUGCUGCGUGCCAAACUGGCUUGUCGUCCUUAGAACGAAGCUGCGAACACAGCAUAACAUUCAGGGAGGCGUUUUGAAUGACUGCUGCACGGUAUCCCAUUGUAGGCCGUUGGUGCUGUGUCAGAUGAUGAGGGAGGUGAACAUUAUGAGAAAAGCUCAACCCAUCGCAUAAGGAAGUCUACUGUUGGUCUUCAGUUGUCAUUCUCACAGACGCAAAAUGUCAUUGUUUCGAUGGAAGCCAAGGAGGAGAGCACUUCCAAAACAAAAUCAAAAAUAAAUAUUUUUGGUAAUUAUGGGUGUAGACCGUACAGACUACAGACGUUAUCUUCAUAAAUUAUGAACAAUUUGUCAAUAAAGAAACCAUGUUAAAAUAUGUAAUCAAUAAUGCAAUGUAUAUUUGUUCAUAAUGUGAAUGCUGACUUAACAACUUAUAUAUUUUUAUAUUUUAAAGUUAAUAGUCAGCUUUAAAGGAAUCAUAAAAUUCGUUAGAAACAUUUUAUAUGCAGGCCCUAUUUUUACAAUUACAAACUUGGUGGAAGGAGCAGUCAAAAACAAACAAACAAACAAACAAAGCUAACCUAGCAAAUGCUAUGCUUAGCUAUAUAUAUCUAAACUGCUAUACGAACUAUUAACCUAAUACAUGUAUUUAUGUUUUUACAUUUACUCUUUCUCUACCAAAUCUUCUUAAUAAAAGAUUCAUUAAAAUAUUUCA